This is a messenger RNA of Candidula unifasciata, 1281 nucleotides long. The record is from the annotation of a GenBank genome assembly. Lineage: Eukaryota; Metazoa; Mollusca; Gastropoda; Stylommatophora; Geomitridae.
AUGGGUUGUAUGAGCACCAAGUUGGUGCCAGAAACCCCCGCCAACACACACCUGGUGGAGCCCGUCUACAGACAAGACGCGAAGACCAGGAACUACCGACAUGACGCAGACCUCACAACACAAACCAAUCUCAAAUUCAAGGACCCCGCUUUUCGGCAAGUCGAUACCGAUAAUUCGGAACAGGGUCCGAGGACGAACAAGAAAGUGAAAAAGUACCGUGAUAAGUUCGACCCGCGCGUGACGGCAAAGUACGACAUCAAAGCUCUCAUCGGCCGAGGUAGUUUCAGUCGAGUGGUCAGGGUGGAACAUCGUAUCACCAAGCAGCCGUAUGCUAUCAAGAUGAUUGAUAGAAUCCAAGGAAAAGAAGUCUACGAAGCGGAACUGAACGUGUUACGCCGGGUUAAGCAUGUGUAUAUAAUUCAACUAGUGGAAGUGUUCGAGGCACCAGAGAAGGUCUAUAUGGUCAUGGAGCUAGCAACAGGGGGUGAACUUUUCGAUCGCAUCAUUGCUAAAGGUAGCUUUACAGAACGUGACGCUACAAAAGUACUUACUAUGGUUUUAGACGGGGUGAAGUACUUACAUGGGUUAGGUAUCACCCACCGGGAUCUCAAACCAGAAAAUCUACUCUACUAUCACCCAGGUCAUGACUCCAAAAUCAUGAUCACGGAUUUCGGGUUGAGCGCCAUGCUCAAGGGCCCAGACAAUCUUAUGAGGACCACUUGUGGUACUCCAGAGUAUAUUGCUCCGGAGAUAUUAGCACGAAAGCCAUACACUAGCCAGGUGGACCUAUGGGCAAUAGGUGUGAUAACAUACAUUCUUUUAAGUGGGACUAUGCCAUUCGAUGAUGACAAUAGGACGAGAUUGUACAGAAUGAUCAUCAAGGCAAAAUACAGCUAUACUGGCGAGCACUGGAAGGAUGUUUCAGCGCUGGCCAAGGAUUUCAUUGAUAAGACUCUAGUGCUUGAUCCCAACGAGCGGCUGACGGCUGCCCAGGCCAGCAAACAUCCAUGGUUGCUUCAGAGUGCAGCCGCAGCAUCCAGCAAAAACUUGCAUCGAACAAUCUCCCAGAAUAUACUUAGGCGGCAGUCUCAGCGAGCUAACAGUACCAAAUCCACAAAAUCCACCAAAUCCACGAAGAGCAACAAGUCCAACAAAUCAGGUCACUCGUUGAGGUCAGACCGUAGACGGGUGCAGCCUGAAGAAAUUGAUGAAUUACACAAAGACCCAGAAGUACAAGCUGAACUGGCAUCACUCGGUAGUCAUCAAAGCAACUUUGCCUAG